AUGAAGGACUUGGGUCCUCUAAAAUAUUUUUUGGGCAUUGAGGUUGCUCGAAGUUCUGCAGGAUUGUUUUUGUGUCAACGAAAAUACACUCUGGAUGUUAUUUCUGAAACGGGCUUAUUGGGAGCAAAACCAAGUGGGUUUCCAAUUGAGCAGAAUCAUAAAGUUGGCUUGGCCAAGGGUGAGUUCCUUGCAGAUCCGGAGUCAUAUCGUCGCCUUGUUGGGAGACUUAUAUAUCUUGCAGUCACGAGGCCUGACUUGGCUUAUUCAGUUCAUAUAUUAUCUCAGUUCAUGCAAGCCCCUCGUGUUGAGCAUUGGGAAGCCGCUCUUCGUGUUGUUAGAUAUUUGAAAGGUACUGCAGGACGAGGAAUUUUGUUGAGUGCAGAUUAUGAUUUAACUCUGGAAGGUUGGUGUGACUCUGAUUGGGCGGCUUGUCCUAUCACUCGUCGUUCUCUUACAGUCUUCUGCAGAGGCCAAAUAUAG
Amaranthus tricolor (Joseph's coat) is the source of this 480-nucleotide messenger RNA. RefSeq lists its product as uncharacterized. Lineage: Eukaryota; Viridiplantae; Streptophyta; Magnoliopsida; Caryophyllales; Amaranthaceae. The transcript is spliced from 2 exons. The coding region runs from base 1 to 480 and encodes 159 amino acids. The record is from RefSeq and is a predicted model, not a curated record.